AUGCGUGCCAACCUGCAAAUCGCUUUGGUAGCGGGCCGCAUACAACGAUUGGGCCUGGAGUUGGCCGCAGAGAAAACAGAGACAAUCUUAUUCUACGGCUCCAGAAAAAAGCCAGAAGAAUUCCUCUGCGUAAGAGUCCUGGACGAACUGGUCCAGACCAAAGAAACGAUGAAGUAUCUGGGCAUUCUCUUGGACAGCAGACUGACAUUCAGACACCACUUGGAAUAUGCUGCGGGCAAGGCGCUAAAAAUGGCAAGGGCACUGGGGCGCCUCAUGCCCAACCUCCGGGGGCCCCACGAGGCAAGGAGAAGACUUUACGCGACGAACGGUCUUCUGCUAGACGGCCACGCUGCUAGCACGAAUACCGCCAAUCUACAUAUUAGCAAGCGCGCAGCAAAAAUAUACCAAAGAAUACGGGAUCUGAAGAAGUCCGAACGCUGGACGCCUGAAGCGGAGGCCGAGAUAAGACAGGGAGAGAAAGCUCUAAUGACAAGGCAAUGGUGUGUUCACCUGCGGGGCAGAGGAUUGGCCGGUGCACGGGUACGUGAGGCCAUUGUACCCAGUCUGGAUGAUUGGCUCGGACGAAACCACGGUAGAAUGGUCUUCCACCUUACGCAAAUCAUUACCGGUCACGGCUGCUUUAAUGACUACCUAAACCGAAUCGCGUGGAUCAGCCAGCGAGAGGAAUUGCGAUCGGUGGUAGGGGAGGAUCUCUCCCUCCCGGCACUUGUACAAGCGAUAAUAAGGGACAAGAAGGGCUGGGACGCGGCUAAAUUCGCCAGCACGGUCAUGCGGGCGAAAGAGGAGAGCGAGAGGCAGCGACGGCUGGAGCGCAGACAAAGCACAACCGCCUGCAAGCCGCCAUCUCCAGGAACAAAGGAAGACUCCCCGAGGCCAUAA
Molecule: messenger RNA, 900 nt
Organism: Odontomachus brunneus
Lineage: Eukaryota; Metazoa; Arthropoda; Insecta; Hymenoptera; Formicidae
Exons: 3
Coding region: 1-900 (299 amino acids)
Source: RefSeq, a predicted model, not a curated record